GGAAAUAGUGGAACAUAUGGUCCAGCACUUUAAAACACAGAUCUUUGGGGAUCGGAAACCAGUGUUUGAUGGAAGGAAGAAUCUUUAUACAGCUAUGCCCCUUCCGAUUGGGAGGGAUAAAGUGGAGCUGGAGGUCACGCUGCCAGGAGAAGGCAAAGAUCGCAUCUUCAAGGUGUCUAUCAAGUGGGUGUCCUGCGUGAGCCUGCAGGCGUUACACGAUGCACUUUCAGGGCGGCUGCCCAGCGUCCCCUUUGAGACGAUCCAGGCCCUGGAUGUGGUCAUGAGGCAUCUACCAUCCAUGAGGUACACCCCUGUGGGCCGCUCCUUCUUCACCGCGUCUGAGGGUUGCUCCAACCCUCUUGGUGGGGGCCGAGAAGUGUGGUUUGGCUUCCAUCAGUCCGUCCGACCUUCUCUUUGGAAAAUGAUGCUGAAUAUUGAUG
Messenger RNA from Galeopterus variegatus (Sunda flying lemur), 440 nucleotides. RefSeq names its product protein argonaute-2-like. The record is from RefSeq and is a predicted model, not a curated record. The annotation marks the transcript as partial. Lineage: Eukaryota; Metazoa; Chordata; Mammalia; Dermoptera; Cynocephalidae. The transcript is spliced from 3 exons. Gene Ontology annotation, molecular function: protein binding.